UUGGCUUAAAAAACACAUUAUUUAGUAAAGUUUAUGUAGUUUAUAUCGUUUUCCGUAUUCUCAAAUUUAAGCAAUACAUGCUUGUGAUAUUCUUAUAAUAUAUUUGUUCUGUUAAAACUAUGAAUCACUGAAAUGGAUGUUUUACGUACAAAUAUUUUAACAAUAGACGGACGUCAAUAUAGACUCAAUACAGCAGAUAUUGUUUCAUCUGAAUUAGUUGAAACCCAGAACAAUUAUCAUCGUGAUCUGUCACCUUACAUAGAAGCAGAUGAUUAUGAUGAAGAUAAUGAUGAUGCCAAUAUAUACAACGAUGGCGAUAAUUAUAUAUCAAAAUUAGAAAUUCCUAAUACAUUUUAUGGAUUGAUUAUUGGCAAAAAUAGAGAAACUCUUAAAAGUAUUGAGAGUCAAACAUGUGCAAGAAUUAAAAUUCCAAAACAAAAUGAAAUUAUUAUAAUACAAGGGAAAGAAAGAUCUCAUGUUAUAGCUGCUAAAUCUAGAAUUGAAUCUAUUGUAAAAAGAGGAAGAUCUAGACAAAGUAUAACUCAUUUCAUAUCAUUUCCUAUGCUGAAUGAAGCUGUUGUUAAAAAUUAUUUAACAUUUAAGGAAAAAGUUCUUGAAAAUUGUCAAAAUUGUCGUGGAGUAUCAGAGUCAUUGUUUAAUGAAGAAUUAAAGCUUCAUUUAACAAUUACUUGUUUUAUUCUUUGUAAUCGUUCAGAAAUAAAUAAAACUGUUUUACUAACAAAGGAGUUGGAGAAAUCUAUUCUAAGACCCAAGAACCUAAACACUUUAGAUAUUUCAAUUCAAGGACUUGAUUACAUGAAUGAUGAUCCAUCUGAUGUCAACAUCUUGUAUGCAAAAGUUCAUAAUCCUGAGUUACAAUCUUUAGCUAAUGAAAUACAAUCAUUCUUUUCAAAAUCUGAUUUAGCUCAAAAACCCAGGAAUGAUAAUGUAAAACUUCAUGUUACCUUAAUGAAGACCAAUUUUGAUGAAAAUACCUCAAAAAACAAUUACAAAAAUAAAACAAGGUCUACUUUUGAUGCAACACAAAUUGUUCAAAUAUUUGGUGACUUUAAUUUUGGAACUGUACAUCUUAAACAACUUCAUCUAUCACAGAGAUAUACAACAGAUUCAAAUGGAUACUACAAGUUUUCUUAUAUUGCAACUCUUUAAAAUGUGCUAAUAAUUUAAAAAAUUUGUAUAAUACAAAAUAAAUAAAUCCUAAAAAUAUAUAUUGCAUAGUAAAAUUAUCGUUCA
Messenger RNA from Daktulosphaira vitifoliae (grape phylloxera), 1254 nucleotides. RefSeq names its product activating signal cointegrator 1 complex subunit 1. Gene Ontology annotation, cellular component: nucleus. Gene Ontology annotation, molecular function: RNA binding. Lineage: Eukaryota; Metazoa; Arthropoda; Insecta; Hemiptera; Phylloxeridae. The transcript has 8 exons. The record is from RefSeq and is a predicted model, not a curated record. Gene Ontology annotation, biological process: regulation of DNA-templated transcription; DNA alkylation repair. The coding region runs from base 133 to 1170 and encodes 345 amino acids.